Molecule: messenger RNA, 2284 nt
Organism: Oppiella nova
Lineage: Eukaryota; Metazoa; Arthropoda; Arachnida; Sarcoptiformes; Oppiidae
Source: the annotation of a GenBank genome assembly
GUGAUUAUAUUUAAAAGUUAAUUAUUAUUUUUAAAUAAAUUUUAUUCUAAAUUGAGACCAUAAGUGAGAAACUAUGUCACAAUUAAAUGCUAUGUUAUCAAAGAAAUUGUUGAAUGCGACCACUUUUGGUCAAAUCCGACUAAUUCAUAGCACAUCACAAUGUUGUGCAAAACAGGUUCCGAUGAGUCGUUUCGACAAAGACUCGUAUAUUCCGCACGAAAAACUCGAGAAUAAUUUGAAAAUUGUUAAAAAUAGACUGAAUCGACCGCUGACUCUGUCGGAGAAGAUAUUGUACUCUCAUUUGGAUGACCCUAACGGUCAGGACAUAGUGAGGGGUCAAAGCUAUUUGCGGUUAAGACCCGAUAGGGUUGGUAUGCAGGACGCAUUGGCGCAAAUGGUAAUGUUUCAAUUCAUUGCUAGUGGACUCAAAAAAGUAGCCGUUCCCUCAACCAUACACUGCGAUCAUCUCAUUGAAGCCCAAAUCGAUGGCGUGAAAGACUUAGCCCGCGCUGAAGAUAUUAACAAAGAGGUCUAUAGCUUCUUGAGUACGGCUGCGGCUAAAUAUGGGGUCGGGUUCUGGAAACCCGGCAGUGGUAUCAUUCACCAGAUUAUUCUGGAAAACUACGCCUAUCCGGGUGUCUUACUUGUUGGCACCGAUAGCCAUACCGUAAACGGUGGUGGAUUAGGAGGUCUAUGCAUUGGUGUAGGAGGUGCUGAUGCUGUGGAUGUAUUAGCAGAUAUCCCGUGGGAACUGAAGUGUCCGAAUGUGAUUGGAGUGCAUUUAACCGGACGUCUCAGUGGAUGGACAUCACCUAAAGAUGUAAUUCUGAAAGUGACAGAUAUUUUAACAGUAAAGGGCGGAACGGGUGCUAUUGUUGAGUAUUUCGGACCCGGAGUUGACUCAAUCUCGUGCACAGGGAUGGGAACCAUCUGUAAUAUGGGCGCUGAGAUCGGGGCCACGACUUCAGUGUUUCCCUACAAUAAGCGAAUGAGAGACUACUUGUCGGCCACUAAUCGUAAGGACAUCGCAGACUGGGCUGAUGAGAGCCGAGACCUAUUGAGUGCUGAUUCCGGUGCCAAAUACGAUCAGGUGAUUGAAAUCAAUUUGUCGGAACUGGAGCCUCACGUGAACGGCCCCUUCACCCCUGAUUUGUCGCAUCCAAUCUCGAAAUUUGCACAAAACGUCAAAUCAAAUGACUAUCCAAUUGACCUAAAGGUAGGUCUGAUCGGCAGCUGUACUAACAGUAGUUACGAAGACAUGAAUCGAGCCGUCAGUAUUGCGAAUCAAGCGAUGAAACACGGAUUAAAGUCUAAAUCCAUAUUCACUGUAACUCCCGGUUCGGAGCAAAUCCGAGCGACAAUUGAAAGGGAUGGACAGGCGGAACAGUUCCGGAAGUUUGGUGCCGUUGUAUUAGCCAACGCUUGCGGACCAUGUAUUGGACAGUGGGAUCGACAGGAUGUAAAAAAAGGUGUCAAAAAUUCAAUAAUCUCUUCGUUUAACCGUAACUUCACAGCGCGUAAUGAUACCAAUCCUGCGACUCAUCAUUUUCUGGCGUCACCUGAGAUGGUGACCGCCCUCUCCAUUGCCGGCAGACUUGACUUCAAUCCAUUGACUGACGAACUGACCGGUGCUGACGGCAACACGUUUAAACUGAAGGAGCCCAGUGGUGAUGAAUUGCCGAGUCGUGGCUUUGAUUCUGGUGAAAACAAAUACCAGCCCCCACCUACUGAUGGCUCAAACGUUAGUAUUAGUGUUGAUCCUAAGAGUCAACGCUUGCAACUGUUAACACCGUUUAACAAAUGGGACGGAAAGGACUUAACAGAUAUGUUAGUCCUCAUCAAAGUGAAGGGCAAAUGCACUACAGAUCAUAUUAGUUAUGCGGGUCCUUGGCUCAAGUACCGUGGUCAUUUGGAUAAUAUCUCUAACAAUUUAUUCAUUGGAGCCAUUAAUUCAGAGAAUAAUGAGGCGAAUAAAGUGAAGAACCAAUUGACCAGUGAUUGGAGUCCAGUUCCCGACACUGCCAGACAUUAUAAGGCAAAGGGUGUCAAUUGGGUGGCAAUUGGUGAAGAUAAUUACGGAGAGGGCAGUAGUCGAGAGCACGCGGCCCUUCAGCCCAGACAUCUGGGUGGACGGGCUAUAAUUGUUAAGAGUUUUGCCCGAAUUCAUGAAACAAAUCUGAAAAAGCAAGGAAUGCUUCCCUUGACUUUCGCUGACCCUAAAGAUUACGAUAAAAUCCAACCGACGGACAGAAUUUCAUUAUUAGAUCUCAAGAGUUUAGCGCCG